UCCCUUUUUUUCCUUUUUCUUUUUUCUUAUUCUUAUUCCUUCUCCAUUAAAAUAAUUAAUAGCAAUAAAAUAAAAUAAAUAGUGAUAAAAAUCAACACAUCGCGUAAUCUCAAGAAGGAUCAAUUCCAUUCCUUUGAAGGCGGCCAUAGAAGAAAGGAGAAAAAUUCUCUGAAAUUUAUUUUGGUGUUUUUGGAUAAUUUUUUCAUUUAAAAUUUUUUUUUUUUUAAAGAAGUUUCAGAGGUUUAGAGAGAAAAACAGAGAUGAAGAUCACAGCUUUGAUGGUGUUGAAAUGCAAUCCAGAAGGUUCGGAUCCUGUGAUCUUAGCAAACGCUUCUGAUGUUAACCAUUUUGGGUAUUUUCAGAGAUCUAGCGUUAAGGAAUUCAUGGUUUUUGUGGGUCGAACUGUUGCUAAAAGGAACCCACCUGGACAACGACAAUCUGUUCAGCAUGAAGAAUACAAGGUGCAUUCAUACAAUCGAAAUGGUUUAUGUGCUGUGGGCUUCAUGGAUGAUCACUAUCCAGUUCGAAGUGCAUUUUCACUGCUCAACCAGGUUCUGGAUGAGUAUCUGAAGAAUUUUGGUGAGUCAUGGAAAACGGUUCAAAGCGACAAUGCUCAACCAUGGCCUUAUCUGAAUGAAGCUCUAGCCAAAUUUCAGGAUCCUGCUGAGGCCGAUAAGCUGUUCAAAAUUCAACGAGAGUUGGAUGAAACAAAAAUUAUUCUCCAUAAGACAAUUGACAGUGUCUUAGAACGUGGUGAGAAGCUAGACAGUUUGGUUGAGAAGAGUUCAGAUCUCAGUGCUGCUUCACAGAUGUUCUACAAGCAGGCGAAGAAAACCAAUUCAUGCUGUACAAUUUUAUAGACUGUUCUCUGAAAAUGAAAGGGGGCAAUUCAACCACGGAUAAACUUGUGUCUAUGUUGCAUAUGAAGUAUCGGAGAAUUGUUUGUUUAUAUCAUCUAUGAUAUUCUGUAAGCUUGAAUUCUUUUGUUCUCUAUUGUAAUAUGAUCUCAGAUGAAGAGAGAG
Molecule: messenger RNA, 1022 nt
Organism: Solanum stenotomum
Lineage: Eukaryota; Viridiplantae; Streptophyta; Magnoliopsida; Solanales; Solanaceae
Product: VAMP-like protein YKT61
Exons: 6
Coding region: 261-860 (199 amino acids)
Biological process (GO): endoplasmic reticulum to Golgi vesicle-mediated transport
Cellular component (GO): Golgi apparatus; membrane
Molecular function (GO): SNAP receptor activity
Source: RefSeq, a predicted model, not a curated record